GUAGAUUAGAUUAUGGACAAUUGCCCAAGUUCAUGCAUAUCUGCAUAACUGCCCCAGAAUGUACAAAUUCCCGAGUCAGCAUCACGUGUACCCCUAGGGGGCCGAGGCCCCCUGUCCCGACAACAAGGACGAACGAUUGUGAUCGUGACGAGUGAUUGAUGAUCGGCCCGCUCGGCAUGAGUUGAACACUUCUGUGGGGAACUCAAUUCGUCAAUCGCAAUUCUAUCCUUUGUAAUAUCUCUGCCUCUCCUUGUCAACUUGAAGCCGAGUCCGAGCCUUCCGAUUCAAAGCCCCCUGAACAAAAGAACAUCACUGUCAGGCAGGAGUAUAUUUGCUUAUCGCUUAUCAGCUCACCUCAGCUGAAAGCAACAUCAUCCAGCAUCCAGCAAUUGACUGUCUGCUCUGACAGACGAAGAAAUCACAUUCUUCUGCUCCCUUUCCGAUCCAUCAGAAUGUCGACCGUUCUGUCUACACUUCAGGCUGGGGGCCUGCGUGAACUACUGUCAGCCGUGGGUUCGUUGGCGACGUGGAAAACCUUGGCCUUGAUUCUGGCCUUUAUCAACCUUAAGAGCCUCCCAUUUGUUUGGCAUUUCCGCCUGUUGUACCAUUUUUUGGUCAACCUACGCUUAAAGCCCAGCGCUCCCUUCUUCCCCAAGGGCAAAGCUAUCGUGGAUGUGCAGGGCAAUCCCACACAUCCGGUCUUCGUGUCAUGUGGGAUCACGUCACGGACUCCGCUGCUAGAGACGGACUAUAACAUGCACAAGUCCAACAGCACCUACUUCACAGACCUAGAUGUGUCGCGUACAGCACUUGUGAGCCGACUCUACAGCCCUGGCGUCGGCCUCGUGAGCAAGGAACUAGACAAAGAGUUCUCGGAAGCUGCUAAGAAGGAAGGCAAGCGUGCACCCAAGCGUAAGCCGAUCAUAAUCGUACUUGGAUCUGUAUACUGCAGCUUCAAGCGCGAGAUCAAGCCCUUUGAGUUGUACGAGGUGCACUCAAAGGUGAUCUCGUGGGAUAAGAAAUGGAUGUACAUUCUAUCUUCUUUCAUGCGCCCGGCUAGCCGAGCUGGCGGUGAGAAAACGUUGCUCGCUACGGCUCUGAGCAAGUAUGUAGUGAAGAAAGGGCGACUGACGGUUGCGCCGGAGCGCAUCUUACGUUUGGGCGGAUUCCUACCCACGCCACCCGUCGGAGACCAAGCCUUAAGCGUGGCAGACUCGUCGACAGAUGCCUCGGCGAUUGGCACCCCGGCUAGUGGUGAAGGGAUCACCGCUACUGGAGGUGUGGAUGGUUCGCUCGUGCGGGAAGUUCUGAAGUUGAAUGAUGAUCAGAUUCCUACUCGUGAGGCUCUCGAGGAGCAGCAGAAGGCCAACUCGAACUCAUGGAGCACCGAGGAAUGGACAUGGGAACGCAUCGAGCAGGAGCGGCUACGGGGGCUGGCAGUUGUUGAUGGAUAUAUCAACCUGGAUGAGAAGCUCAAUGGGGAGUGGGCCUAAUAAUCAAUAGAAUGCGAUCUUUCGAGAUAGACCUUACCAUAUAAUGAAAAUCACAUAUUUUUUCAGAUGCAAUGGCUCACAUGCAC
Molecule: messenger RNA, 1579 nt
Organism: Penicillium brasilianum
Lineage: Eukaryota; Fungi; Ascomycota; Eurotiomycetes; Eurotiales; Aspergillaceae
Source: the annotation of a GenBank genome assembly